AUAUAAAUAAAAUAAGGAAACAUAGAAGACAUAACUAUAACAAAAUAACAAACAUAACAUAACAAACACAACAUAACAAAUUCAAUCCAAUCCGAAAUGUGAAUAGCCUAUGUUCUUUGUCGUCUCGUUUUUUUUACUAACUGUCUAGCCGCUUGAAAAAGGACGAAACGUUUUGUAAAGUUAGUAACCAAAUGUAAAUAAAGUGCUUCACACCUAACGAGCUGGCGAAUUGCUCAGGGCAGAGGCCAAGAAGCUUAAGAAGAUGAUAAAUAUUCGAAUCCUUUUUGAGGUUACGUAGGUCCUCACGCUCCAAAUUUCGGGAAAAAAAUGGCCAAAAAUCGCCUUAAAAAACAAUCGAAACGGAUGCCCGCGAAGCGGCGGUACAAGAUCGAGAAGAAAGUGCGCGAGCACAAUCGGAAACUGAGGCGGCAGGCGAAAAAGGACCCGAAAAAAACGAAACAGAAAUUGAUCGAGGUGCCGAACAUUUGCCCGUUCAAGGAAGACAUCCUCAAGGAGGUGGAGGCGUUGAAAAAGCAAAAGGAGGAGGAAAAACAGAGGCUCAAGGAGGCGCAGAAAUCGGAGAAGCAACGACGGAAAAGCGAGCAGCUAAAGUCCGGUCUGGAAGGCAUGGUGAGGAGCGCAGAGGCGAGAGGAAACCUGCACGAAACUUUAACGCCUGACGCGGCCGGUAAAGAAGAACGCGACGCGAAACAAGAAAAAUCCUUGAAACAAUAUUACAAAGAGUUCAAGAAGGUGAUCGAAGCUGCUGACGUGGUGCUGGAAGUGGUGGACGCGCGGGAUCCGUUGGGCACCAGGUGCCGUCAGGUAGAGCAGGCGGUGAACGAAUUGGGGGGCGGCAAAAAGUUGGUGCUGUUACUGAACAAGGCGGAUUUAGUGCCGCGCGAUGUUUUGGACCAGUGGCUGAAGUAUCUUAAGCAAACCGUACCCGCUGUAGCGUUCAAAGCGUCCGUGCAAAGUCAGAGCAGGAACUUGGGGCAGCGGAAGUUUAGCAAAUCGGAGAACACGGUCAAAGGCUCUGCGGCUGUCGGCGCCGAACUCGUAAUGUCCUUGCUGGGCAAUUAUUGUCGAAAUAAAGCCAUUAAAACGUCCAUUACCGUCGGCAUCGUAGGUCUGCCCAACGUGGGAAAAAGCUCCGUGAUAAACAGUUUGAAGCGGUCGCGGGUGUGCAAUGUGGGGGCCACGCCCGGUGUUACGAGGGCCAUGCAAGUCGUACAGUUGGACUCGAAAAUCAAACUCCUGGAUUCGCCCGGUAUCGUUUUCGCCUCCGGUAGCGACGACAGCGCCGCGCUGCGAAACGCGGUGAAAAUUUCGGCCCUCGCGGAUCCCGUGACGCCCGCGAACGCCAUCUUGCAGAGGGUAUCGAAGCAGCAAAUGAUGGAACUGUAUGGUAUCGCGGACUACGGCAGUCCCGACGAGUUUUACAGCUUGAAAGCUACCAGGCACGGUCAGUAUAGAAAAGGGGGCGUUCCCGAUGCGAACGCGGCCGCCAGGGCUCUGCUGGAGGACUGGAAUAACGGGAAAAUUCGUUAUUAUACAUUACCUCCAGAAAGAAGCCCCGAGGGGGACGGUUCCUACGCGAUAGUUUCGGAAUUGGGGAAAGAGUUCGAUUUGGACAAUUUGGAGGUUAUGGAGGUGGACGUUUUGAAUAAAAUCGAAAAAGAGUCGUCGGACGCGAAACGGGGAUUCAUACUGGACAGUUUGGGACCGGUCGAUUCGUUGGACAAUAAGAUGGACGUCGAGGAUCAGACGGGAGGUUUGCUGGGCGCCAACGUUGCGGUGGUGACGAAAAAGAAACUGCCGAAGAAGGAGAAGAACACGGCUGGCAAAGCGGAUCCGGAAAUGUCGUUGGAAGGAAACCAGAUGUUGAACCGCGUGAAGAAGGCGCAGUUUAAAAAACAGAAAAAAGACAAGAGGAGAAAGGAAAAAGUGGCUUUGCAGUUGUCCACCGGUUUGGAAAGUUUUUCUCUGGCAGACGACUCGUCGAGUAAAAAAUUGAAACCGUCCGAGGAUUACGAUUUCGAUACAGAUUACGUUCAAUAAAAGAUUUUUCUGUUGCUCGGUUUUUCUUGUACCCCCCGAUAUCGGUAGCGCGUUAUCAGGUGAGCCCGUCUGUGGUCAAGCUUCCUUGGUACAUG
Cylas formicarius (sweet potato weevil) is the source of this 2156-nucleotide messenger RNA. Its product is annotated as guanine nucleotide-binding protein-like 3 homolog. The transcript has a single exon. Gene Ontology annotation, cellular component: nucleolus. Gene Ontology annotation, molecular function: GTP binding. The record is from RefSeq and is a predicted model, not a curated record. The coding region runs from base 328 to 2061 and encodes 577 amino acids. NCBI's taxonomy places the organism in Eukaryota, Metazoa, Arthropoda, Insecta, Coleoptera, Brentidae.